AUGACAAGUGUACUACAUAAUGAUCAACCAGAUAUACCCUCACAUAACAAUGAUGAUUUAUCAGUAGAUCCAAUAAAUAUACUACAACAAUUAAUAGACCAAUUAAACUCAGGUGAUGAAUUUUUAGCUAUUGAACAAAUACAAUCAAUAAUAAAUAAUCAAAAUAUAACCAAUACAAAUGAAAUAUCAAAAACAAAUGAAACAAUAACCAACCUAAAGAAUGAAAUAGAUCUAAAGCAAAAAUCAAUACAGAUGUUAAAUAAAUUAAACGAUAUAAAUUAUGAACUAAUUCAAACAUAUACAUCAUCAAUUAAACCAACCACCACUCCAAAUAAAUCCGAGAAUAUUUUUCAAUUAAUCAAAUCAAAAUCAAUAGAAAUGGAAAAUUAUAAAGUUAAAAUAAUUAAGGAGUUACAAGACCUAACUAGUUCAAUAAAUAUUUUGAAUUCAAAUGAAUUAAAAUUAAACAACGAGAUACAACAAAUUAAUGAAAAUAUAAAAGAUAGUAUUAACAAUUUUCAAGGAAACUUAAAUCUAAAUAACAACGAAUUGCUAGAACAAGAUUUGACCAUUUUAUUAAUUAAUUUAUACAAAAAUUUAGGUAUGAAUCUAGAAAGUGCUAAAAAGAUUACAGGAGAUAAUGAAAACAAUCAAGAUUUUAAUUCUCAAAAUCCUGAUAAUUAUUUAGAUGAACCUGAAGAUUUCAUGAUUAUAAGCGGUAAAGAUGAUACAGUUACUGCAUUAGCUUUAGAAGCAAGGUAUACUGAAGAAUUUAUUUCAAAUUUCAUAUGGGAUAAAAUCGAUUAA
This is a messenger RNA of Lodderomyces jiufengensis, 807 nucleotides long. RefSeq names its product kinetochore-associated Ndc80 complex subunit. The record is from RefSeq and is a predicted model, not a curated record. The transcript has a single exon. Bases 1 to 807 code for a protein of 268 amino acids. NCBI's taxonomy places the organism in Eukaryota, Fungi, Ascomycota, Pichiomycetes, Serinales, Debaryomycetaceae.